Molecule: messenger RNA, 1347 nt
Organism: Solanum verrucosum
Lineage: Eukaryota; Viridiplantae; Streptophyta; Magnoliopsida; Solanales; Solanaceae
Product: transcription factor UNE10-like
Exons: 5
Coding region: 1-1347 (448 amino acids)
Cellular component (GO): nucleus
Molecular function (GO): protein dimerization activity
Source: RefSeq, a predicted model, not a curated record
AUGGAUUAUGAAGUAGCAGAGCUAACAUGGGAAAACGGACAGGUAGUGAUGCAUGGCUUAGGUCCUCCACGCGUGCCUAAUAAGCCUUUAUCGACUCCUUCUCCAACAAAAUACACAUGGGAGAGUAAGCCACAUGCUGCUGCAGGUGGCACACUUGAAUCCAUAGUGAACCAAGCUACUACUGGCAUCCCUCAUCACCACAACUCCCCCGUGGACGGGGGUGGAGAUAGAGGAGAUGAUUUCGUGAGUUGGUUCGAUGAUUGUCUUCCUGAAACUCAGACUAUUACGGUCAUAGAUACUAUGGCCGUAGAUGCCUUAGUUCCAACAAGUUCCACUAACACCCCAAACUAUAAUCAACAAGUGGCCCCGUCCACGCACGUGUCCGGGAUGGGGAUGACCAGCAAGUGUUUAGUUGACUGCUCCACACGUGUUGCAUCAUGCAGUGGUGAUGCGGAGAUGGCACGUGUGGGAAUAGGAUCUAGCUUUGAGAAGAUAUCGAAAGACUUUGGGGUCACCGAGUCUUUCGGGAAUGAAGAAGUUAAGAACUUGAUCAAAUCAAUGGUAUACGAGGGACGACAUAACAAUAUGGCUGACCAGACCGUGAGCCGGGGAGACACUAUUGAAACGGGAGAGAGAAGUUUGGGUGCGGAAACAGUACUUACCACAAUAUCUACGGGGUCACCUGAGAACACCUUUAAGCAUAGUAAAAAUAAGACAGUGAAUAAUCAUCAUUUCAUCUCUCAUAGCAGAGCUCAAGAGUCAAAAGAUAAUGAGGAUGAGGAUGAGAUACAAGGAUCCAAAAUUUCUUCAUUUUCAACAAAAAGGAGCAGAGCUGCUGCUACUCACAACCAGUCUGAACGAAAAAGAAGAGACAAGAUAAACCAAAGGAUGAAGACAUUGCAGAAGUUAGUUCCAACAUCGAGUAAGACUGAUAAGGCAUCAAUGCUAGAUGAGGUGAUAGAAUAUUUGAAGCAACUACAAGCUCAAGUUAAAGCCAUGAGAAUGAUGAUUCAUGUUAACAUGCAUCCACCCGCUAUGAUGUUACCAAAUUUGGCAUUCCAACAACAACAACAACAGUUUCAAAUGUCAAUGAUGGGAAUGGCUAGACCCAUAGAUGUCAAUGCCCUUAGCAGCCCCAACAUAACAACAAUGCCUUCGAUUCUCCAUGCCACCGCACCCUCUAAUUUCAAUAUGCCUCCUAUUCCCUCCCCUGGAGCUGAUCCUUUAGCUUCCUUCAUCGCAUCAGGCCAAUUAUCACAGCCUAUGACGAUGAAUGCUUAUAGCAGGAUGGCAGCAUUGUACCAGCAAUAUCUACAGUCGAAUACAAAUCAUGUCUUUAAAAAAUGA